Molecule: messenger RNA, 1321 nt
Organism: Drosophila obscura
Lineage: Eukaryota; Metazoa; Arthropoda; Insecta; Diptera; Drosophilidae
Gene: U2af38
Product: splicing factor U2af 38 kDa subunit
Exons: 2
Coding region: 196-1077 (293 amino acids)
Biological process (GO): mRNA splicing, via spliceosome
Cellular component (GO): spliceosomal complex; U2AF complex
Molecular function (GO): pre-mRNA 3'-splice site binding; metal ion binding
Source: RefSeq, a predicted model, not a curated record
CGGGUCUUCGAAAAAUCCGCGGUCACACUGAAUAGACGCUGCUUUUUUUUACGUGCGUGAAAAUAAUUUGGAAAAACUGGCGAAAACUAUACACAGGGGGGAGGAAACGAAUUAAAUAGGCUAGCGUCAAUCAACCAUUGCUCGAAUUGAAGCAAACCAGUUUUCCAGCAGCAUUUUCGUUUCAGCUCCACUGUAAUGGCGGAGUAUUUGGCAUCCAUUUUUGGCACGGAAAAGGACAAAGUAAAUUGCUCGUUCUACUUUAAAAUUGGCGCCUGCCGUCAUGGAGAUCGCUGCUCCCGCAUACACAACAAGCCGACAUUUUCGCAAACAGUUCUCCUGCAGAAUCUGUACGUCAAUCCGCAGAACUCGGCAAAGUCGGCGGACGGGUCACAUUUGGUGGCCAAUGUUUCAGACGAGGAAAUGCAAGAGCAUUAUGACAACUUCUUCGAAGACGUUUUCGUUGAAUGCGAGGACAAGUACGGGGAGAUCGAGGAGAUGAAUGUGUGCGACAAUCUGGGCGACCAUUUGGUCGGCAAUGUCUACAUCAAAUUCCGGAACGAGGCCGAUGCAGAAAAGGCGGCAAAUGAUUUAAACAAUCGCUGGUUCGGCGGCCGUCCUGUCUACUCGGAAUUGUCGCCGGUUACCGAUUUCCGCGAAGCCUGCUGCAGACAGUACGAAAUGGGAGAGUGCACACGUUCCGGAUUCUGCAAUUUCAUGCAUUUGAAGCCCAUCUCGAGGGAGCUGCGAAGAUAUUUAUAUUCUCGGCGUCGGCGUGCCCGCUCCCGUUCCCGCUCGCCACGUUCGCGUCGCUCCCGCAGCCGGGGGUCACGCUCACCCCGCCGACGUCGCGAUGGCAACGAUGGAGUCGGUGGAGGUCACUACGAGCAGCGCGACAGAGCUGCAAAUGAAGGACGAGGCAUGGACCGUGGUGGCAACGAUCGAGGAGGAGGCAACGACAGAGGUGGCGGCGGCGGCAAUGAUCGGGGAGGCAACGAUCGGGAUCGUCGCAAAGGAGGUGGCGGUGGUGGUGGCGGCGGCGGCGGCGGCGCAGGAGGUGGUGGUGGUGGUCGUUAUUAAUCUUCUGGACUUUCUUCAACAUCAUGUUGCAAACGGCAAUGUGGGAAAACGGACAAGAGUCGCCGAUUCGUGUAUUUUAUUUCGACGUUCAUUUUCCUUCUGAUUGUUUUUUAUUUAGAAGAAAGGGGUCUUCACCACCUAUGUACAAACCCCCUGCUAAAUACUUUACCGAGCGCCCAUUAGGAUUGUAAUUACUAUACACACAUUCGUAAUAAUAAAAAUUGAGUAAAUACUAUAUAAAAAA